AUGGGCAAGUUGCAGUUGUUUGAAAUCAGCUUUGAUCCCAGUCAGCCUGUGUUUAUUGCCGGGUCAGUUGUCAGAGGGACAGUCAAGCUAGAGUUGAAGGAUACGCUGAAAAUGAGAGGUGUACGUAUCACGUGUUUUGGGCGAGCGCAUGUGCACUGGUCAGAAGUCGAGAAUGUUGGUCACCGUGGAGGGAGACAGAGAGUGGAGACAGUAGACCACACCGCAGAAGAGGAAUAUUUCCAGUUUCGCACCCAGUUGUGGCCAGAUGAACAAAGCUCCGAAGACGCCAACAACUCAUUAGGAGCCGGCCAGUACACAUUUCCAUUCGAGUUUCAGCUUCCAUCUGAUCUACCACCAUCAUUUGAAGGGGCUUUUGGCUAUAUCCGAUACUGGAUAAAGGCCACCAUAGAUGAACCAUGGAAGUUUGACCACCACACGAAACGGGCAUUUUCAGUGAUACCAUGCAUGGAUAUUAACCAGUAUCCCGGUAUAGGGAUGCCAAUAGAGUACCGAGGGGAGCUACGAACUGGUUGCUGCUGCGUGCCUUCUGGUCGAUACAAAGGAUCUCUGUCAACCACCAGAAAAGGCUUUGUGCCCGGAUCGGAGAUAGGGUUCAAUUCUGAAAUAGAAAACUUAACGGGUUCAACGUGCUGGGCUGAGAUUACCCUCAAGAUGCAUAUAACUUACCAGGCAGAGGGAAAGUUCAAACAAGAGAAGAAAGUUAUCAGUUCUUUGUGUAAAGAACAGAUUCCCCGGGGGAAGAACUACGUCUGGAAAGAUCGGAUACAAGUGCCACCGCUUCCUCCUUCCCACCUGAAAGGCUGCAAGUUAAUUGACUGCAAAUAUAUUUUACAGAUUGACUUUGAAGACGAGAUCGUGAUUGGCACCUUGCCGUUGGUCACCAGGGCUUCAGCCAGAAAAUCGGCUAAUGCAGGGAGACAUGAUUCCAUUGUUGCGGGCAUGCCAGGCAAAGGCGCAUUGAUAACGGUUGAAGGAAACCCUAGCUAUGAGGAAUGUUCAUUGUUCAGUAAAGUCAGUAUCAAAGAUAAAGACGACACAGAACACACAUUUGGUGAGCUGGUCUUCACGCCAUUAUACGCCUUCUACUCAAAUAAAUCGUCUAAACCACGGAUUGCAAGCAAUACUCAAUGA
Messenger RNA from Candidula unifasciata, 1152 nucleotides. NCBI's taxonomy places the organism in Eukaryota, Metazoa, Mollusca, Gastropoda, Stylommatophora, Geomitridae. The record is from the annotation of a GenBank genome assembly.